AUGUCUUCAAACUCAGAAUACCCCGUUGUCGCCAUCGUCCAGGGUGCUUGGCACCGCGCAAGCCACUACAAAGCAUUUGCCGACGCACUAACAAGCAAAGGCUUCACCGUCAUCCAACCUGACAACGUCACAGCUGGAGAUCCUGAGGAAAUCAAGGGCAAGACUCAUCUGGACGAUGUUAAAGCUAUCCACAAAGCUCUACAACCUUCCCUCGAUGAAGGAAAGCGCAUCAUCCUGCUCUGCCAUAGCUACGGUGGUAUCCCAGGGUCUGCCGCUACGGAAGGCUACCAGGUCCAUGAGCGGGAGAAGGGCCUGUCUGGUGGUAUCUCACACGUCAUAUUCGUCACGGCGUUUGCGUUUCCUGUGAAGGGCCUUUCCCUUCUAGCAGCCAUUGGAGGAACACAUGCGCCCAUCGUAGAUAGAACUGAGGAUAUCUGUUACCUGAACGAUAAGACAAAGGAUACUUUCUACCACGACACCACCCCCGAAAUAGCUGACAAGGCAGUCAGCGACUGCGUCCCGCAAAGCACAGCCAGUCUUGAAACACCCUCGGAGUUUGUGGCAACUGAUAUCUCGGUGCCGAGGACAUAUGUUGUCUGUGAGAUUGAUCGUUGUAUUCCGGUGCAGGGACAGUUGGCUAUGGCGGGGGCAAUGGGUGAUGGUGUUAGUGUGGAGAGGAUCAGUGCUGGACAUGUUCCGUUUUUGAAUGAGGAAGCUCUUCCGAAGAUUGUUGAGAUUGUUGAGAGAAUUGCACAGUAA
Molecule: messenger RNA, 759 nt
Organism: Fusarium sp. VM40
Lineage: Eukaryota; Fungi; Ascomycota; Sordariomycetes; Hypocreales; Nectriaceae
Source: the annotation of a GenBank genome assembly